Messenger RNA from Pedinophyceae sp. YPF-701, 885 nucleotides. NCBI's taxonomy places the organism in Eukaryota, Viridiplantae, Chlorophyta, Pedinophyceae. The record is from the annotation of a GenBank genome assembly.
AUGUUCGCGAACAAUUUCGCCCUUCUGGGCGAUGACACGGAGGACAUCAGCGCGAUGGCCGCGAAGGCUGCCCGGGAGGCGGCCAAGGCCAAGGCUCAGGCCGAGAGCGCGCCCGCUCCCUCCGCGAGCGCCGCCCGCCCGGCCCGGGGGGGUCGCGGCGGCCGGGGCCCCAGGAACGGGCCUGCGGAGACCCGCGACGACGCCCCCGCGCCCGCCGGUCGCGCCGGUGGCAGGGGUGGCCGCGGGCGCGGCCGCGGCCGUGGCGACCACCCGCACCGCGGUCGUGAGUACGAUCGCCGCGACGGCACCGGGCGCGCCCACGAGAACAAGAAGGGCGGAGCCGGCAAGGGCAACUGGGGGGUCGAGGGCGAGGAGGCGCAGGACGCCGCCACGCCCGCCGACAAGCUGGAGCCCGAGGCCGAGGUCGAGCGCGAGGCGGCCGAGCAGCCCGCGGAGCCCGUCGAGGACGAGCCGAAGCAGGUGACGCUGGACGACUACCUGGCGGCGGAGUACGCUGAGAAGCGGGCCGCGCUGCAGAGCCAGAUGAAGACCGAGCAGCGCACGGUGGACAAGAGCCAGUUCUCGGGCAUGCAGAAGGUCCAGAAGGCCGAGAAGCUGGCGGAGGACCUCCUGGACGGGUUCUCGAGCAAGGACAAGACCAAGCAGCACCGCGUCAAGGAGCUCAAGGGCAAGAACGUGGUCAACGUGGACAUCAAGUUCUCCGACGGGGGGCCCGCGGGCGGGCCGCGCGGCGAGGGCGGCCGCGGGCGCGGGCGCGGCGGGCGGGCGGGCGGGCGGCCGGCGCUCGAGGCGGCCGUGGCGGGCGCGGCGGUGGCCGGGGGCGCGGCGGCCCCGCCUCCCCCUACACCCUCUCCCCCGACGUAG